GAGGAGGCUGAAAGGUAGUGGGCAGCACCCAGAGGAUUUAUCCCCAGGGGGCAGCGGGGUCCUGCAGAGAUGGAGCUGUACUCGACCCUUGGGAGUAUGCUGGACACCUUCCUGAAAAAAAAUCUCCAGCCCCAGAGGGACUGGAAGGAGGAAAGUCAGGAUGUCUGGCAUAGAAUCGAGCGCUUCUUUCGCGACCAAUGUUUCCGUGAUGAGCUGGUGCUGGACCAAGAAGUCAGGGUCCUGAAGGUGGUAAAGGGAGGUUCCUCAGGGAAGGGGACCACACUAAACCACCACUCAGACCAAGACCUCGUUCUGUUCCUAAGCUGCUUUUCCAGUUUCGAGGAUCAAGCGCAGCUCCGGGAAUACAUCAUCGAGUUCAUUGAGGAGAAACUGGAGCGCUGCAGAAGAAGCCUGGCCUAUGACAUCAGUGUGGUCCCGCACAGAGGGGACGGGACCCGUCGCUCCCUGACCUUACGGGUCCAGUGCAGGAAGAGCAGUGACAUCAUCCGGGUGGAUGUGAUCCCAGCUUUUGAUGCCCUGGGAUCCUUUGACCCAAGCUCUAAACCAGCACCAGAAAUCUAUGAAAAUUUAAUAACCACCACGGGCCAUCCUGGGGAGUUCUCAGCAAGCUUCACAGAGCUCCAGAGACACUUUGUGAAAAGCCGUCCCGUUAAACUGAAGAGCCUCCUCCGGCUGGUGAAGCACUGGUACCUUCAGUAUGUGAAACAUAAAUAUCGAGAAGCAUUGCCCCCAAAAUAUGCACUGGAGCUCCUGACCAUCUAUGUCUGGGAAAUGGGUACAGACAAAAGUGAAAACUUCAGCUUGGAUGAAGGGCUUAUAGCUGUGAUGGAACUCCUCAGAGAUUAUAAAGACGUCUGCAUAUACUGGACCAAAUAUUAUAACUUCCAAAAUGAAGUUGUCAAAAACACCAUCAAACAACAGUUGAAAAAUCCCAGGCCUGUUAUCCUAGAUCCAGCUGACCCCACCAACAACCUGGGAAGGAGAAGAGGAUGGGACCUGCUGUCUCAAGAAGCUGGUAACUGCCUAUGGCAGGUCUGUUGCUUUAAAAGAUUCUCCAGCCCAGGCUGGCAAGUACAGAGAGCAAGGGACGUGCAGGUGACGGUGAAACAGAGAGGGGGAAAAGCUUUGUCACUCUGUGUGGACCCCUACAGGGCCAUCUGGAAGAUGAAGGCAGAGAUCAAGGAGGCAAGUGUUCUCCAAGGUCAGCUUCGCCUCUCCUUCCUGGAGACAGACGGGAACAGGCAACUGCUCAGCUCCCAGAAGACCCUAGCAGAUUAUGGGAUUUUCUCUAAGGUGACUGUCUGGGCACUGGAGACCUUCCCUCCUCAGAUCCAGGUCUAUGUGAAGGAGCCCAGUGGCCAGAGCAGGCCUUAUGCCAUCGACCCUGAUGACACUGUUUCUGGCUUGAAAAUGCUUAUUGAACAAGAUGGAGGACCAGGUGUGAAGGAUCAGAUAUUGAAGUUCCAGGGCCGAGAACUGAAGAAUCGGCGUAGCAGCCUUGCAGACCUGAAGAUCAAGGACUGUGAUACCAUCAUUCUCAUUAGGAGAAGCUGAAAAGCACCCAGUCCCAGGGGGGUGCCCACAUCUGGACGCUUUUCCAGCCCCUCCCCCUUCCUAUGCUCUUUCCACUCAAAUAACCAUAUUCUUUUGUUUUGUUUUUUUCUGUUUUUUU
Messenger RNA from Perognathus longimembris pacificus (Pacific pocket mouse), 1693 nucleotides. RefSeq names its product 2'-5'-oligoadenylate synthase-like protein 2. Gene Ontology annotation, biological process: regulation of ribonuclease activity; negative regulation of viral genome replication; defense response to virus. Lineage: Eukaryota; Metazoa; Chordata; Mammalia; Rodentia; Heteromyidae. Gene Ontology annotation, molecular function: 2'-5'-oligoadenylate synthetase activity; double-stranded RNA binding; protein binding. The transcript has 6 exons. Gene Ontology annotation, cellular component: cytosol; membrane; nucleoplasm. The coding region runs from base 70 to 1575 and encodes 501 amino acids. The record is from RefSeq and is a predicted model, not a curated record.